CGUGUCUUGCAUAAUUUGACAAUUGGCGUGUGCCUUAAAAGCUGGGAUUUUCGCCUUUUCUUGUCUUCGCCUUUUCUUGUCUUCCAAUGACCCUUUCGCACUCACUCUUGCUUACUCGUUCUCACGCCAUUUCCACAUCGACAGCCUCAAUCACACACCCAUAUGAAAGUCUCCAACAUCCCUGAAGGACAGCACUGGCAGGCCUUUCGCACAAGCUCAUCGCCUGAGGUGCUCACCAUCGAAGUACGGCGCGAUAAAACCGGUCAACUCAUCAUCCUCUGGAAGGAUAUCCAGCGAGUCUUCAAGGAUGCCGAAUACAUCAAGCACGACUCGGCAGCCGUCUCGUUUUUGGUUGACGACGAUUUCGAAGACAUCAUCCCUUUAAGGAUCGGACACUAUCCCAAUGUGGUUCUUGAGGUCGUCUUAGCGCAGCCGAGUCAUGCCAAUGGAUACCCUGUCGAUAUAGCUCGAAGUGCUAUGCUUUAUGAGACCCCUAUCUCAGAACCAGCCAACGAAUCUGGAGUGUCUUCACUCCCACCUAAUUAUGUCCAGGCAACAACUACCUCUCAUAUGUUGUCCGUGCACGAUAACGAUUCCAAUUUUCCUAUCUUCAGCGCCGUUUGGGGACCCGAACUCGCCGCGGGGUCUGUUCAAGUUGGCGACAGCAGCCCUGUAGGCAACACAAGUGUAUCUGCUGCUGAGGCCGUUCGGCCAACAGCCAAUGGUCUCUCUAGCGCCGAAACCAGUCAGCCUGUUACAGAAACAACUCCACCAACCUCUACACUCAAUUCGCUUGCUUUUGACACCAGCCAGCACGUCGUCGAUACUGUUCAGCCUAUCACCAGCGAGACCUUUGAUAUUGACGGCUAUGAUGAGCCCGUUAGUACUGCAGAUCUAAUUGCGCGCCAAUCUUUUCGGCAUUACCAACAGCUUUUCAGAUCCUUUUCGCAGGCCAUCAUACUUGACUGCAAGCUCGAGGCGGAGCGGAUCAAACGUGUCAUGACACAACUCUCUGACAGCUUGAAUGAGGAGAGGACGCGCAAUAGCCCACUUCACGCAAAGCUGUGUCAUAUGGAACUGGAGAUGCGUCAACUGGAGCAGGAGUCGUUCGAUCGAUUGACCGCUAUCCAGACACGGACCCGGGCAGCUCUGGUUCGAACGUUCGAGCUCCAGGAGUGCCCGACCCCGAGACUAUUCAUCGUACUGCCAAGGACCCUGAGAUAUCGCGAUGGACCGCUUAAGCCCUCGACAGACGAAUUUCGACUCUACUUUCUAUGCGAGUGCGGUUCACACAGCAAGUCGCAGAAUACCACGAUACCCCACAGGAUUCAUCUCGCGAAGCACGAUGGAUACGAUCUGGAGCAUUCGGAGGAGUUCUUUGACAAGUACAGCUCCUACGUUUUGACCGUAGUACAGAUGGUCAAGUACGGAAUUAUGAUCGACGGUGCCAUGGUUCCGCCUGUGGCGCAAUUCGAGGUCGCGAAGGACGCGGGAUCUGUUCGGAGUCACCUUCAAUUUGUGAAAAAGAAUCUGCGUUCUUUGGUGGAUGCGACAAUCAGCUUCAUUCAAAAAUUGCAGCGUGAUUCAUAUGGCGGCAAGGAUGUUGCUGGGCAGGAAGUGUUAGACGGAGCAGAUCUGCGACAAGUAGAGUCGUAUCUAAAGGUCGAUGGCCAAGAUCGCGUACUCGGCAACUUGUACCGAGUCAUCACUCCUAAGGAGCACGUCAAGCAUGUAUGUGACGAUCACUAUCGCGAAAACCUUCUGAGAUCGCCGACGAAGGGCCUAGAAGGUUUCAUCCAGGCCAACGGUGGUACAUAUAUCGAGGAGCUGGAUAAGGUAAUCAUUUCUAUUGAGACAAGGAGCUUGGCGAACCGAUUCUAUGAUGCCAUAUCUACUGGAUCCCGGAUUCAAGAACUGGAAAUCUCCUUAGACUGGAUCGUCCGAGAACGGGAUGUUGAGAAUUUUGUGAGAGCCGUCAGCAAGGCCAACAUUCUCCAGUUGGUUUUGCAUGGACGUCCUCUCAUCAUAGGGGAUGCUGAGCCUUUGAUGUUUUGGUUUGACACGAUUGCGCAGGCGAUGUCUGACGAGGGCAUUCGAGUCAAAAAAAGCAAGAACAUUGACUUUUGGUCGGCUGUGAUCAGUACCGGUGGAGAGCUAGAGGGCACAGUAACUCGAUGGCUGAACACCCGUCUCGACAGGUCAUUUGAAAAGGUGGCCAUGGUAUUUCGGUCUCUUAAAAGCUUAAUAAUACGUAGGGAGCAUUACUCGAUACGCACGACUUUCUCCGAGGGCAGAAUCGGUCGCAUGGAAGCCGAUUUUUCAUCCUUUGACUUUAUCCUCGAGGACGAUUGGGAGCUCCUUCAGCAGGGCUAUCUGUCCAGAGUAAGCCUCAAGCAAGUUCUGUUAAAGGACAAGAGUCGACUGCACGCUAUCUUGGAAAGCAACCCCAAGCUCUCCCAUGUACGGAUCGGAUGCCAUGGCGGACACUUGCUUGACUUCGUGCAGCUAAUAAUCUCAUAUAGAGAAAUGGCUCUCUCUAAAGGGAGCUUUUCGGGGUUGCGUAUGGUCGAAUUAUUACGAAGUGACGAGACCUACGAUAUUGCGGCAGUGACGAUUAUGUAUUCGAGUACUUCGACAUGGCCCAUUGUAUCCUUCUCAGUCGUCAAGAAACACCUAACAAGUCGAUACAACACGGUACCCUACGAUGUACUUUCCACAUUCAAAGGACGGUUCAUCAAGACCCUAAAAACCAGAUCAAAGCUCACCCAAAAUCUCACUCUGCAGCUCGAUGGGUCCGACAGCGGACAGGAGUGAUGUUUUUGCCCAUGGUCUAGCUUCUUUUACGCGACUUUUUCACGCGUUUCUCGAAGGACUGACACAGGUCGCAUCGUAUUUAUGCUUUCCACCGCGCUUAAGUGUGUCUCGCUCUUAAUAAACUAUGUACAUAUAUUGCACCCAU
Messenger RNA from Gamsiella multidivaricata, 2959 nucleotides. RefSeq lists its product as uncharacterized. The transcript has 2 exons. NCBI's taxonomy places the organism in Eukaryota, Fungi, Mortierellomycota, Mortierellomycetes, Mortierellales, Mortierellaceae. The coding region runs from base 163 to 2814 and encodes 883 amino acids. The record is from RefSeq and is a predicted model, not a curated record.